UCCCCCCGACCCCGCGGCUCCUCCCCUCGGGGCCACCCGCCCCAAGCCGUGGCUGCUGCCCGCCCCUGCCUCCCUGAAGCAAGAUGGCGGCGGCGGCGUCGCCUCCCGUGCUGCCGCGCGGCGGCCGCGGGCGCUCAGUGGUCGCUGCGUCACGAUGGCGGCGGCGGCGGGAAAUGCGAGUGAGGGCCGAGAGGAGCGGCUGAGGGGCCGCGCCGCCAUGGACCCCCCGAGCUGCAUGAAGGCUCUGCUCCUCGCAGCCACGGAGUACCGCGCCGCCAGGACUGCGCACAGUGCCGCGCUCCUGCAGCGCAGCCUGGAGGUUAUCUCUGGACUGAAGCUUACCCGUUUUUUUGCUUCAAACCAGAUUCUACCAAGUGAAUGUCUCAGUUGCCUUGUAGAGCUCCUGGAGGACACUAAUAUAAACCCUUCUCUGGUCUUGUCUGUGGUUAGUUUGCUAUCACAGCUAGCUUUAGACACAGAGACUAGAGAAGCUCUCCAGGACACCUACAAUCUCACAAGUGUGCUGGCAGGAGUGGUUCAUCGAAGUUCUACUAAUCUGAGUGAUCCAGUCUUAUUACAGGGUAUUCAGUUGCUGCAGAGACUAACCUACAACGUUCCCAUCUUUUGUGCUGGUGCCAACAUCGAUGGAUUAAUUUUGUUUCUAAUGCAUCAUGUUCAAUCCACUGAAGAUGAGUUAACAAUACCGUGUUUAGGACUCCUGGCAAACCUCUGUCGUCACAACUUGUCUAUUCAAAGUCAAAUAAAAUCUUCGAGUAAUGUGAAGAGUUUCUAUCGCACCUUAAUAAGUUUCUUGGCCCACAGCAGUUUGACUAUGGUUGUGUUUGCACUCUCGGUGUUAUCAAGCCUUACCCUAAAUGAAGAAGUAGGAGAAAAACUCUUUCACGCUCGAAAUAUCCAUCAGACAUUUCAGUUAAUAUUCAAUAUUGUUGUAAAUGGAGAUACUCUAACAAGAAAAUAUUCUGUUGAUUUACUCAUGGAUCUUAUGAAGAACCCCAAAGUUGCAGAUUAUCUUACCAGAUACAAGCACCUCACCACUUGUCUUGGUCAAGUAUUAGAUCUCCUUCAUGGAAGGGAUCCUGAUUCAUCAUCUAAGAUCUUAGAGCUGCUGCUUGCCUUCUGCUCUGUGCUAGAACUGCGUCACACCCUGCGCCAGGCGAUACUGGAACCAGCUGGCUUGCCAGUCUCUGCAAACACCAGACUUGUGACUUGCUCAAAGAGUUUUGAACCAUCUGUUGCAUUGGUGCACUUGUCAAACCAACCAUUGGAAGGCUCUGAAGACUGUUCAGGGCUAGCAUUGCAAUUACUCAAAGAGAUUUUUGAGGAUGUUAUUAACAACAAGAAUGGUAAAUCAGCUGAACACUUUAUGGAUCUUUUGCUGCCUGUUCUUCUUGAUCAUCUUCAGAUGCCAGAACAGAUUGUGGAUGAGCUAUUAGUGAAGAAAAAGUGUGAAAGAAUGGUCAAGGCUAUUAAUGUCCUCACAAUGCUCUGCAGAGAUGACACACUGAAAAUGCAUGUCUCGAAGGUGCUGACUGCCAGCCAAUGCACAUGUCUGAUAGAACAUCAGUUUCCUUAUUGUGGGAUUGAUACUGGCUUUGGAACAAAAUUUGUGGACUCUAAAAUGUGCAAACUUGCUACUGAUAUUAUUUUGAAAACACUUGAUCUUAUGAGCAGAUUGCAGCAGGAUGUACCUGGUAUGAAGGUCAGCUUCUACAAAACGUUACAGGAUCAGCGCUUGAUUACGCCUUUGACAUUUGCUUUAACAUCAGACCAUGGAGAGCGGGUCCAAGUGGGGCUUAAAAUAUUGUUUGAGGUUGCACCCUUACCAGAUUUUCCUACUGUAGCGCUGGGUGAAAGCAUUGUAGCAAAUAAUGCCUACAGACAACAAGAAAUGCAGCACAGAGCAAAGAGAAUCCAAAUGCAGGCACCUGUGACCACCACUACUUCAGUGAGGUGUUCUUCAUCCUAUCCUUCAAGUAAUGACUCCAAAGCUUCAAAUAUUGAGGAAUUAAUACAAAAACUUCAUUCUGGACUAGAGAUGAAGGAGCCCUUGGCUGAUGUGAGGAUAUCUGAUGUAAUGGAUGUCUACGAGCAGAAGCUGUUAGCGUUAGCGUCUAAAGAAACGAGGCUGCAGGAUCUACUGGAAGUAAAGGCAGUAGCUCUGGCUCAGGCUGAGAGGAUGAUGGCUCAAUACCGGUGUCAGAGAGCCCAGGCUGAGUCUGAGGCAAGAACUCUUGCUGCAAUGCUGAAGGAUGCAGAACGAAAAAAUGAAGAGCUUAACGAUUUGCUGAAGGCUCAACAGGUAGAAUCUGAAAGAGCACAGACUGAUAUUGAACAGCUCUUUCAGCACAACAGGAAAUUGCAGGCAGUUGCUGAAGAACAUGAAAUACUAAAAAAAUCCACUCUUGAUCUCCUUCAGAGGAAUGCUGCACAGUUAGUAGAAAGUGAACAUCACAGAAAUGAAUUACAGCAACAGCUGCAGGAGAGAGAUGGCACAAUAGCAACCUUGCAACAGAAUAUAAAUUUUCUGGAAGAAAAAAUAAAAACUCAACAGAAAGAAAAAGCAGAUAUGGAACAAACUAUCGAUACUCUUAGAAAGGAAUUAAGUGAAACACAACAAGCAAGGGAAGAACUGAGUAUCAAGGCAUCUUCUCUGGAAGUUCAGAAAUCCCAGUUAGAAGAAUGCUUGGCAGAAAAAGAAACGCUCAUAAAUCUGCAGAAGGAAAAAUUGGACAUACACGCCAGCGUGAUUGCAGCAAUUCACAAACUAAGUGAUGGCAAGCAAAGUGCAGAAAUAGUGAACCUCAGUCUGUAGGGCUCUCUUUCCUGUGCUUUAUGUAUUCUGUUAAGUGAGCUAAAUUAUAGGGCUGUCUGCCAGCUUUGUAUACAGCACAUGCAGUUUGGUUGCCUUUUUACAUAAUGCAGUUAUUGCUUAGAAAGGUCAGCAACGAAACAAAAUGUUAUCAGAGCUAAUGAAUUAAGGGGUUUUGUUGGAGUUUUGCAAACUCAGUUAGGAAAGAAACUGUCAGUGUGAUGGGUUAAAAACUUUUAGUGUCAAAGUAAAUUUGCAGACAUGGGUGCUUUCUUUUUAAAUGUCUUGGUCAUGGGGAAGGAGUAAAUAAAUGUUGGGAGGGGUUUUGUUGUUUGGGGUUUUUUCCUGCUUUUCUACCAGAAAGUGCUCAAGUAAACAA
Molecule: messenger RNA, 3209 nt
Organism: Passer montanus (Eurasian tree sparrow)
Lineage: Eukaryota; Metazoa; Chordata; Aves; Passeriformes; Passeridae
Gene: CIP2A
Product: cellular inhibitor of PP2A
Exons: 20
Coding region: 155-2833 (892 amino acids)
Molecular function (GO): protein binding
Source: RefSeq, a predicted model, not a curated record